Molecule: messenger RNA, 1375 nt
Organism: Actinia tenebrosa (Australian red waratah sea anemone)
Lineage: Eukaryota; Metazoa; Cnidaria; Anthozoa; Actiniaria; Actiniidae
Cellular component (GO): membrane
Source: RefSeq, a predicted model, not a curated record
GCAUUUUCAUUCAAUCCAAAGUUCUGUCACAGAAGAAGACUGACAARCAUUGGGGAUAGGGAGGAAGGCUUGUUGACUCUUGUAUGAUAGUCCAUGAGGAUUCCUUCGGCCCUUCCUCUACAUAAAUCUAAAUAAAUUAAUGCUCACUAGUACUGAAUAUUAAUCUUUCUUCCAACUAUUCUUAUUAUUUGUGCUUUUGCGAUCGCGGACUUUUUAAUUGAGUUUAACGACAAUAUUGCAAACGAAAGUAAAUUAAUAUCUUGGAUGAUUGAAAAACCUAUCCGCAAUUAUAUACCCUGAAUGAGCCAAUAGGAUAAAUGCACCUGUGUCCUUGUGACGUUAAGGGACAUCGAAUAAAAGAUACGAAUUUUUGAGAUCGAAUUGAUAAUUUUACUGAUCUUGCGCUGAGCGCUUUCAGCUGUGUGAAGAUGAAGCCUGUUCGUGAAAGAGAAGCACGAUUUGCUGGCAUUUGUGGCAUAUCUGCCGUAGUGUUGGGCCUGGGACAUAUCAUUUGUGGGUCCAUCUUACUUGGUUACGAAGUGAAGAAUGGAGAUGGUUUGUGGUCGGGUUUGGGGAUUAUUGCAAUAGGAGCUAUCGGGAUCGCGAUAUGGUGGACGAAGUUUAGACCAGCUAUGAUUAUCUUCUUGAUGCUGUCUGCCGUGUUGGCAAUAGCACUGGUUAUCCAGACUGCCUUGGCUGUUAUUGGUUUCGUUUUUUGGAGGGAUUUCAUUCAGAUGUCCGAUAACUGUUACAUUUACAACGGCGUAUGUCGAUGCACAACCAGCGACGGGAAAAAACUUCCCAUUCCCUUGGAGUCAUGUGACCUAAUCAAGAUGUUUGAUGACGCGUACAUUGCCUUGAUCAUCUUUUCCAUUUUGAGCUUCCUCGUAACAUUGGCUGGAUCGUUCAUUGGUUGCUUGUCAACUUGCUUUGAUGACUUAAAGGAACCCAAACGACAGCUAACCAUGACAACACAGCCAACUGAUCUAGAUUCGGAGCAGGUUGAUCAAAUCCAACAACCUGAAUCGCCACAACAAUCAGCCAGGCAAGAUGAGAUCACCAAAACAACCGACAUGAAGGAAAGUCAAGUCCAAGAAAAGGACAAAAAGAAAGAUGAAGCAUGUGGAAAUGUAUAUGAGAUUAUCGUAGAAAAGGUUGCAUGAAAUUUCUGUCAAUAUCUGCGAAGCCCCAUCAUCGUCCCUGUCAAAUGUGCAAUGUGACUGUGUUGUGUUUUGUAAGAGGAAUUUUAUUGAAGUGAAAAAAGUGUUAUAGGACAUCAGCCUGUAUGUAAAGUCAUCCCAUUCCUGAACCACGUAUACACUUAUUUCAAUAAAGUUAGUCACCAAAAACCUAGAAAGCUGAGAUCACUGAGCAU